Molecule: messenger RNA, 7783 nt
Organism: Galleria mellonella (greater wax moth)
Lineage: Eukaryota; Metazoa; Arthropoda; Insecta; Lepidoptera; Pyralidae
Gene: nsl1
Product: KAT8 regulatory NSL complex subunit 1
Exons: 10
Coding region: 612-2921 (769 amino acids)
Cellular component (GO): NSL complex
Molecular function (GO): histone acetyltransferase binding
Source: RefSeq, a predicted model, not a curated record
AGUUCGUCACUGGAGUAUCCACACGCUUGAAUAGUGUUUUUUGGCCUGAUUCCGCCAUUAUUAUUGUAAAAAAAUCUCCAUAGUCAUUAUUAGAUAUAACUAUAAACUAUUUCCUUUACAAAUGUGAAGUUAGUGAAACAGUGCACAAUGGAUAUCUAACUAAAACUGUUCUCCAAGUGUAUCAUUUCCUGUUUCGUAUAGUACAGAAACAAGCAACUGCGAUCGCUAGCGUACUCUUUUCAUUAUCACGUGGGUCAAAUUUCGAAUUUUAUGCCUAGAUAGAAUGUGUUUUGUAUAUUCGGUGUUAGCGUCCAGUUGUAAAUAAAAAAGUUUUCUUUAAAUAGACAAAGACCGGCUAGUAAUCUGUUCUAAACAUUCUUGUUUUUCAGAAGCGCGCCGUUCGCUUUUCAAUUGAACUGGAUAAUCUCGCUAUGGAACCGGAGGGAGAUUGAUUCUAAAGAGAAUGUUAUUAGUGGAUUGUGCAUUACAGUGUUGUGUCAGUGUAGUGAACGAAUAAUUAGUGAGUGUUACAUAAGGGACGGUAUGUGCGGUAUCGGGAGCCCGCCCUGACGCCCUGCGCGCCGGCGUCCGCGGCGGGCUAAGCGCGUGUCAUGGCCCCAGCGCUGUCCGCGACACCCCGCACCUACGACCCCGUUGACGACCCUGAAAGGUCGGUAUCUCAUCACAGACGGGCGCUCGCGUCCGUCGAUAACAUUGCGACCCACAUGGAGGAGGACGACAUGGGACUCCAAAACCAACCUAGCCUUGCCAAAGAUUCCCAAGAAAUGGAGCAAAUUCUAGUGGACUUGGGCAGCAGUGAUAUUGCACAAGCUGACUUACUCCAAGCGAUCAAAACAUUGGAAAGUGGAGGAGAUGGCUUAUCAACAGGCGAUCCCGAUGGUAUGUUUCCUCUUAGUGGUUUUGAUUUGGCUGAUACCGCCGACUCUGAAGGGGAUGCGGCUGAGGAUAAGAUAAGACUGAUGCAAGCUCGUCUUGAACGCAGAUGUGCCUUUUUGCAACGACGGUUAAGGAUACUUCAGGCUCGAGCAAUUGGGAAAAGAAUAUCUGAGGAAGCAUCACAGACAUUUGAGAAAUGCACUCGUGCUGCUAGGAAAGAUGGAGGUGGAAGACCAAUUGGAUUAAAGGCAUUCCUAAAGAAAAUAGAAACUACAGCAACAUUACAAGCGAGUGCAGCGUCUCGAUCUGUUGUUGGUCCUAAGUAUUAUCGUGCUGGCACAUCAAAAGGUGAUGCUUCCAGAUCUGCUUCAGUGGGGAUACCUUCUGGUACAUUGACAGGUCUAGAAGACACUGCUGGUGCCUUACGCUCACACCUCUCAAUAGUGAAACAUGAGCUGGACUCUGAUGCUACGGCUUCAUCGUCAGGAGCAGAAAGUAAUGAUGAAGCUGUUGUGUACAACAAUCCUCACCAACAACAUAUGCCAAUUGAAAAGCGCGCACUGUGGUCUUGGCAGAAGACGCGCGCGUCCAUUGCCUCUCGCUGGUGCUGGAUGCAGGCGCAAGUCCAGGAGUUAGAGUACAAGAUUAGACAACACAAUGACCUGCACAAACAGGUUCGUGAAGCGAAAGGUCCAGUGGAGUUCGAAGGUGAACCACCGGUCGCCUAUGAAGGAAACCUUCCUGGCUCCGAGCUGCCAGAAGAUGAUCCCGCUACGGAGACGUGUGCAAGGGUGCGGCCGUUACGUAGAGAGACCUUCAAGAAACGAAAAUUAUUACAAAUGCACAACCUGCAUAUUGCUACCAAUAAAGCCGCUAAACCGUCGGAUAUAAGGUGCUCGUGCGCUAGCGGCGCGGAGAGCUGCGCGGUGUGCACGGGCCGCGCCGAGCCCGCGCAGCCCGCGCCGCCGCCCGCCGCCGCGCCCGCCGCCGUGCACCUCGCGCGCCUCGACCCAGGCUACCACCCCGUGCUCAGCGACCUGCGCGACGUGUCGCCGUCGCUGCACAUGGCGGCGCUGUGCCCGCGCGCGUGGUUCCGGCCGCGGAUGCUGCGCGGCCGCGUGUCGACCGCCGCCGCGCCCCGCGCCGCGCCCCGCCACCACCAGCACCAGCACCAGCACCAGCAUCCGCACAAGCACGCCAAGCGACCGCCCACCAAAUUGAAGAGAGGAAGACCACCACUUUCUAGAAAAAUAAGAGACAGAGAAAGGGAUGAAGAAACAUCAACACCAAGUCAUGAAAGUCGGCGCGGGCGUCCGAGCACGGAGAGCCGGAUACGGCGGCAGUCGUACGACAUCGACAACAUCGUCAUACCGCAGAGCAUCGCGGCGAACACGCGCCCGCAGAUACUCACCUACAAGGAGAUCAUCACGCCCAAAUGGCGACUGUUGGAUGUACCUGAAGUGCCUCUGAAUAAUGGCAUCAUGAAGUCAAAUAGAAUGUCCAUAGAAAGUGAGGAGGAGGACGUGUCUGAAGCAGCGGUGCGCGAGCGUCACAUCCGUGCGGAACACCGCGAGAAGACGCGGUACGCUCGGCGGCCGCGCGGCCCGCGCCGCCAGCCCGCCGACGCGCCGCCUGCGCCAAGUGAACCGCCGCCGCCGCCGCCGCCGCCGCGGGCCGCCACGCCGCCACCACCGCCGCCACCACCGCCCAACCACGAGACAGUGAGACCGUAUACACCGCGACAAUUCCCGCUCCCGGAAGAGACGUACGCGGACAUGUUGUCGGCGAUGCCUGCUGGACACGCCUGGCCAGACGACCCUGACGACUCCGGUGCCCCUGACGACACCAACGUCCCUGAUGACUCAAAUGCGCCCAUCGGCCCCGAGUCUGACACGCGCUCAGGGUCGACUCUGUCGCCCCUGUCUCCACUUUCGCCGACCGCCUUUGAAGGCGACGAUCCCGAUGACAUCGAGUGGAACCCGGAAACAGAAAAAACGGAACGACGGAAAAGUGCUUUUAGGUGAAUUUGGCUUAUCGUUCACUAUACGGACUUUAUUAUUAUGCUCUAUAUAAACCUUACCAUUUCUACAAUUUAAAAAAAAAUAAAUAAUUAAUGUUACCAUUAUCGCGGUGGCGUCGAAAUAAUUUUUGUAUUUUAUUAUUUCUAUUUUGAAACCGUUAAACAUGUGUAAUGGACUUUGCGUCGUGCACACAAAAGUGAAGCCAAUUAAUUUGAAUCUUUAUCCAAAUUGGAGAGUAGUUGAAGUAGCUGAAACAUUUUCAAACUAUGGUCUAUUAUCUACAAGUUGCUGUGACAUUGAAAUGAUUAUAUGUAACAUCUUUUGUUGAUUGAUUUUAAUGUUGUGUUUGAACCGCUAUAACAACUUUGUUUUAAGCUUGGAUACUAGAAAUAAUUAAUAUUUAUCAACAAUAACGGUUUAAUCAGUAUAUGCAAGAUGAAAAACGAGAUUUUGUUCCAAUUAAAUACUUAUGAAAUAGUUAAUUUCAUGAAGUUUGUAGUGGUCUUUUUAUUCAAUAUCAUGAAUGAUAUAAAAAAAAUUAUCCACUAUAAUUGUGUUAAGCUUAUUUUCAAUUUUGUUUUACAGUAAAACAGACAUGUUUUCGAUCUCCUGUAAAUAAUACACAUGUCUUGCUCGUACAUGUUGCGUGCCACCAUUACUGGAUGGUGAUUAGAAAAUAUGGCACCUCUGUUCGAUAUUUGUAAAUAUAAAUGUAUAUUCAUAAGUUGCUAAUUUAGUUAUUUUUUUUAGCGAUAAGCACCGUGAACCUGACGACAAUACAAAUUGAUCAAUUUAUUCGCACUUUAGUUUACUGUACAUACAUGUUAUAAAUGAGAGAAGACAAAUUGAAUUUGUUUUUAUUUUUGCAAUUGUGUUUUUACAGUGUAAAUUGAAAAAAUACCUAUACUAUUUAUCCGUUCAUCUAUAAUUUCAACAUUUCUGACAUCCAAUGUAAAAUUAUCUUGUAUGUGUAUAUAAAAAAAAUUGAAAAAAGUUACCGUCUUGUGGGUUCUUCUCAUUAGAUAAUAUUCCGAACUCAGCACUAGACUAGCAAUAAAGUGACAAUUUGAGCUUGUAAACAAGUCUAAUGGAAUAAUAUAUUUCUAUUCUAACCUGGAAUGUUCGUAAGAGAUGUGUAUAUUCUGUAAUGUCCACGGUCCUUCGUCAAUUCAUGUCUAUAGGCGACGAUCUUCGUUUUCCAUCACGUGGCCCAUCAGCUUGUUUGCCAUUCUAAGUAUCAAGAUAGUUAUUAUAUCUAUUUAUAUAAUCUAUAAAGAAUAGUAAGUGCAAUGUAUGCCUUACUAUUUAAUGCGACGUAAGGCUUGAAGAAAUUUAAUAAGCUAAAUUAUUCAGAUUUUAACAAGAUUUGUUGGAUACAAUUAGAAUUUUGGUAUUUGUUGAUGAGAUUUUAGUUAUUUUAUAACUUCUUAAAACCCCAUUACUGUGGUCUUCAUAUAUAUUAUUUAGAAAUUGUAAAUUUCAUAACAACAAAAGUUCAUUGUAUACAAUUUUUUUUUUUUUAUUAUACUUUGGGUGUUUUUUCAAUUACUCUACACACUGCAAUAUUUUUAUUUUGCUCCAUUGGAGUUGCAUAAAAAUAUUUCGCUUUCAAAUUGUCACAUUAUUUUUUUUUUCAGUUUAAGAAUUUAUCAAAUAAUUAGAUUUUGUAAGGUUUAAUGACAAUGAAUAUUAAUGAAAUGCUAUGGCCAUGUUGGAUUGUACUUUGUGCAAGUAUUUUUUUUUAUUUCGAAUCCCAAAUUUUAAAGCUUUAUCAUGUAUUAGAUUUAAUUUAAUGUGUAAGCAUGAAUUAUUGUGUAUAAAUGUGUAAAAUAUUCAAAUGAAGUUAAUGUGAACAUUCAGUUUGUCGUCAUAUGAAUGACACACAGUGUCUUACAUUCCUAUGUAAUAUAUCAAUUCAUUUAUAAGUGUAAUGUUAAUGUAAUUUAAAAAUAUAUAUAUUUUCUUUUGAUAACAAACUCAUUUCUGUUGCUUUUGUAUUUUGUACAUUUAUUAUUAAGUUGAGGUGUGCAUAUUGUUUGUUCGAGUAUGCAUAGAUUAGUGCUUUAUGAUAAUUUUUACAAUUACUAGAUUUUAUUAUGCCCGGGUCCCGCUAAGCGGUUUAUUUUAAGAUUAUUGGGCACUGAAUAGAAACUAAUAGACUGGCUAAAAUUGAUAAUACGAAUCUCUUUAAGAGGGAAUACUUAGAGAAGUGUGAAAUAAGCGAGCGUUUUGGAAUUUUGAGUAAUUCAUUUAUCAUAUUUAUCGAAUAUAAAGUUAUGGAAAUGUAUACACGAGGAAGUUGUAAACAAGUGCAUUGUUUUGUUAGUGUGCAGUAUCAGCGUUACCUUUUGCUUAGAGCAUUCAACGCUAGAGUCGGUAAGGCUUUUUUAAUUGGAUCGCUUUUUAUAGCUGUCUGGAGUUUGCUUGGCGUAAAUGGGAUGCGAUAUACAUUCUAUGAUGUUUUUAGAAAUUGUUUAAUUUCUCAUAAUACAAGGUAGCUUGAGGAUCAGUCAAAUAUUUAGUAUUUAUAUAUUUAUAGAAAAGGUGUAGUAAAAAAUUAAUCGAUUUAUUGAUUCGCUACACAAAUUUAUUGAUGUAAAAUUUUCCACGAUUAUGAAAUAUUAAUCCAUAAUAGCAAUGUGGCAGUGCUUAACUGAUCUCUCGCCUUGAAUGCUCUCAGAUUUUCUUUUUAGACUAUCAGUGUUAGAUUUAUUUGCAAUUUUUGUAUGUACGGACAACAUGACAUUUUCUUGGUAUAAUUGAAAUUAUAGUAUUUGCACAUAGAAUUUCCAAGCCAAACAAUAUUUUGUUGAAUUAUAAGUUUAUUUUUAAACUCGACAAUAGCGUUAAAAGCAUUCAUAACCAAGUAUGACAACGUCGCAAUUAUCUGACAGUUUUCAAAUACAUUUGAACAUUUGUCAAUGUUUUGUGAUUGGUUAUUUAAAAAGUGCUCUGCUAGUGUUUAUCAUGCAAUAAUAUACUUAUUAAGUUCUCGCUGAGAAUUUGGAUUAUGAUCGUAAAAAAUAUAUUUGAAAAAUUCCUUAGUAAAACAUGAAGUAGGUACAUUUAUUUAAUUAAUUUGUUGAAUUAUUCGUAGAUUUAUAUGCAAUGUAUUUUAUGAUAAACGUUUUAGUUCGCUAGCAGAGCACGUUUUGAAUUAUAUGUUAGAAACAUUGAAAAAUGAUAGUUUUUUUUUUAAUUGACAGAUAAAUGCCAUUGUUACCACAUUUUUGUAAGCAAAAGUUAUGAAUGCCCUCAUCACCGGUGAUUAUGUUACAUAUAAUUAUUUAUAUCUUGACAAUUCUAGGCAUUAAAGUUUUCUGUCUUCCCUGAUCGACUCUAAUGUGAGGAUACUGACAAGAGUUGUAUAAAAUAUCCGUAAUUCAUGUCAUCGUAGCAAUCACCCAAGUAUUAGACCGGUUUAGUGAAAUGAGAGAGAAUUAUUUCAAGCCACCCAUUUGUUCGGACUAUUCGUGCAUUUUUAAAUGCUACUAAUUAUCAUCAUUUGUGACAAAACAAUUUAUAUGUACAUAUAUAAGAGACAGGUUUACUUUGUGUGUCGUCGUUGUCCACCCAGAUGUGUUUUGUACUUUACCAUCAAAGAAAACUGAAUUGUAAAGUGAUAUGUAAAACUAAAUUAUUAAAUAGGUUGAAAAUUAAAAACCCAAAAACAAAAACAAUACAUACAAAGAAACGAAUGGUGGCGCGUUUUUUUUUUUUUUUUAUUUGAGUAUUUUAUACCUACUACUCCACAUACUUUGGACGUUGUACAGAAAUUGUGAAUUUAUUGCUUUUUUUUUUAUUGAAAAAGCGUAUUAUCCAAAACACUGAACAAAUUACACACGCUACAACAAGUUAUGUAACGAUAAAUAAUAGUAUGUAUUGGGGUUAAUGUUACACUUCUUAAUGUACAGACAUUCAGCGUUUCUAGAUAAAGUAUUUGGUGGUUUGAUACGAGCAGUAAAAGCAAUAGUGAAAAUUAUAAUGAAUGAUGUGUAUGGGUUUAGACUUUGUUAGAAACCUAUCACGAAAAUAUCUGAUUAGUCGCCUAAUAUUAGAACAUUCGUAUCAUGUCAAUAACAAAGAGUAGUAGUAUAUUAACUGUCUGUCAAUUUUAAAGAACAGUGAUCCGACAACAGAUUAAAUCGGUGAUCAUAGAACAUGUAUAUACCACGAAAAAUAAAACACUUAAUUCGUAUUUGGCGUUGUCUGAAGUUUUUAAAUCCUUUUUGCCAACAAUCUUAUUGCCCUAUUAAUAUUUUAAUCCACUAUCCGAAGAGCUUUUUAAUAAUCAAUGUUUGUUUUCAAAAACAACGUCGUAAUUAGCUGUUAAUUUUCAAAAAUUAACAGCUAAUUACGACGUAACUACAUUUUGUUAUGAACAUGGUAUGAUAACUUUUAAAGGAAAUUAUAGCAGCUGUCCUCAACACAAUGUCUUAUAUUGACCUAGUCACACCUUUGAAAUGUUUAAUUUAGUUUCAAUGCCAAGUCUCCUUACAAUUCUUUUUAUAACAAUAAAUGGAUGAGUGAUAAUGAAAAAAUGCCAGGAAUUUCUAUAAAAUUGCUGUAGGCGUAUUUUUUUUAUUUUUAUUUAAGAUUGGAACGCCACGUAUUCAGAUAAUGUAACGACUUCUGUAAUUGAAAAUAAAUAUGAUAAUUUAAACCAAAUAAAGUCAUUUACUUUGUAUAGUUUGUGUUGCGUUAAGAUCGAAGUAUUGUAAUAUUUUUCUUAUAAGAAGCCAAAGUCUUCUUGUUAAUGUAAGUAGUAUAGGUUUUUUAAGGUGACCUUUGAACCAAGCGCUUAGUACAAGUGCUUGAGAAAACAAAACUGUAACAUAAAAAAUAAAAGUUAAAUUCUGAUUCAA